This is a messenger RNA of Setaria italica (foxtail millet), 1676 nucleotides long. RefSeq lists its product as uncharacterized. The transcript has 3 exons. Lineage: Eukaryota; Viridiplantae; Streptophyta; Magnoliopsida; Poales; Poaceae. Bases 456 to 1463 code for a protein of 335 amino acids. The record is from RefSeq and is a predicted model, not a curated record.
AAUGGCCCCAGUAAUGAAAUUCAGGUGGGGAUCCCCCCUUGACCCUAAAAAAAAAACCUCAAAGCAAUCGAAAACCUUAAAAGAAUCUUUCGAAAGAUCAACAGAGAUAGCGUAGCGCGGUUCUCCGGCGGACGGCGGCGCAACUCAGGCGUCAGAAUCUGAGCUUGGGGCGACCGGGUGACUGGCGAGGCGACGAGCCGACGCAGUAUGGAAUCGGAUUCCCAUAUGGACACCGGAUCAGGUUCCGGACUCGGCUUCGAUCGUGUGGCGGGAGCCGUGGCUACCUCUAUUUAAGGACGCGAUGGGAUUCUACUAGGCACUUGCGAGAAGAACAACCCGUCGCGCCACCUUUGUAAGGCCAAACCCCGGAGGUGCUGCACAAUCCCACGCCUGUAGGGGCUUCUUGGUGCAAUUGCCAGAUAUACUUCCUCAGUCAACUGCAGAAGAGGUACAGGAUGCAAAACCCAUCAAGCAACUCAGACUCCACUUUUGAGCUGGAAAGUGCUCUGCCAAUCCUGGUUCAUGAUCCGGGAACUCAGCAAGUUGACUCCCAGACGCUGUACAGCAUCUCCAAGCAGUCCCUGUUCGCUCACGCGAUCGAUGGAGUGAAAGACUACCGCUGCUUUGAGACCCCCCAAGGCUGGGUGCUUGCCCUGGACAGAGCUUCCCUGCAGACAUUCCUAUGGCGCCCCCAAGACAGCGAAAGGAUUCAGUUGCCGGCGGUGGAGGAGGACUUCCCCAGCCGAUGCAAGUGUUUGCUCUCUGAUGUGCCCACUGCCUCAAGUUGUGCAGUAUUAGUCCUUGAUCUUGACGACACCCAGAUGUGGGUCUGCCAGAUUGGAGCAAGCAAAUGGGACUCCUGCAGCUACACCCUCACCAUGUUCGAUGCACGUGACAAUCCUCGGGAGAGGCACAUAGCGAGACGUCAUGGUGUCGCUGCUGUUAACGGCAAGGUCUAUUUCCAGCUUACAGGCUACGAGCUGGGGAUAAUUGAGUUUAACCCUGAUCCAAGCCUUGCGACCAUUGAGGUGGACAUGGUCGACUUGCCUCUGAGCAUGCCAAUGUGCUCAACUUACCUAGUUGGGUCCUACGGCGAGCUUUUCCUUGUUGUUAUCUUCUUCGACGGCGACAACGUGCACAAAAUUGCCGAAUUCGCAGUGUACAAGAUGGAUUUCUCGGUGCCAGCUUGGUGCAAGGUGGACAGGAUUGGUGAUGAUCGAGUCUUUCUUCUAGGUGGAGAUAGGAUUGGGCUUUCGAACUUUGGAGCCUCCUGCAAAGUGACUCCUGAGAACAAUCUUUGUGGCAAUUCCAUCUACUUCUUGAAUCACCUGGCCAUCACCGAGAAUUAUCUACAUGUCAUCAACCUGGAGAAUGGCACUGAGGAAGAGCAACGGCCAUUCAGGGACAAGGGUUUUCCGAUGCCGUUGCGUUCGCCAUUCUGGUUACUCCCUACAGACACAUGAUCUGAAAUUCUGAACAGCCUAAGCAGUUAUCUUUAUAUUGGAUAGAUUCAAUGUAAUCUCAGAACUCUAUACUUUUCUAUGGGAAAAAAAAGACACUGUUUAAGUCUUACUUUAAUUAUUUUUUGUAUAUAAACCUUGGAAAGACCCAAUGUAGCAAUUGUAACAUGUGUCUUGGUCUAUAAUCUAGAGUAGCUCAAGUUCCUCGAGUCUCAA